AUGGCUCCCCUUUACAAGGCCGCAGCAGCAUUCUGCCUCGUCGGGCUGAGUUGGCUCCAGUCCGAGGCUACCCCGGAAAUAAAAUAUAAAUAUGUGACAGCAACAGUAGACGAAGACGCCUACUUGACAGUCAAGUUGGCCCGUAAUGGACAAAUUUCAGCUAUAGUCGAAAAGGACACUACUACCGUCAGCGAAUUGGAGACAAAAGUAAAAGCCGAAGAAAGUACAAACGAGACGUGCGACGAUUUAAUAAAAGACCACCUUAAGACGAUCUUUUAUCACAGUUUCGAGUACACAGCAGAUCCAAACUAUCGCACACUGGUGCAAGAAGCUCUCACGACCGGACUACAAGCAUUCGGCGAAGAGUACUUCAAGGAGCUUAGCACACGAACAACUCAAUUAAAAAGUAUGACGGAAGAAGAUCUGAAGGAUCCUGUUGUAACCAGCUCUGCAAGUGCUGCCGUUCCCAGCAUUCUAACUGCCGGUUUGGUCGCCAUCCUGGCAUAG
Molecule: messenger RNA, 507 nt
Organism: Eimeria mitis
Lineage: Eukaryota; Apicomplexa; Conoidasida; Eucoccidiorida; Eimeriidae
Exons: 6
Coding region: 1-507 (168 amino acids)
Source: RefSeq, a predicted model, not a curated record